AGAAAAGCUACUUGGAGAUCACUGCAUAUCAUCUUCCAGUUUACUACCACGCUAUUGCAAGCCAUCAUGGACUCAUUUCAGAUUGAUCUGAGGAGACGGCUGGACAGCCUUGAGUGUCACUUCACCUGGAACCUCAGUCACAACGUUAGCAUUCUACACCGGCAGCAGGAGCAUUUGGAGGACCGCAGUCGACAUGGCUGUGCUUGGGAGGGUCACCUGUACAACCUGCUGGGUUACGUCAUCUACCACAUCAAAGACUCUGCAGAAGAGGCACUGGCACACCUGCGACAGGCUGAGGUGGCUCUCAAAGAGCGAGAACCGGAGGGCAGAGGACCCCGUCUGCUGGUCAACCAGGCUAACCUGGCCUGGGUGCACUACCAUUUGGAGGAGCUGCCGGAGUGCCAGGCUUAUCUGGAGGAAGUGGCCCGGCUCCAGGAGGAUUUCCCUGCACCUCCCGGGUGUGAACUUCAUCCAGAGGUAUAUGGGGAGAAAGGCUGGACUCAGGUGAAGUUUGAGUAUGAUUUGAAGAAGCAAGCUGUAGCUAACUUUGAGAUGGCUCUGAGAGGAGACCCAGAUAGGAAAGAGUGGCACGUAGGCCUCGCAAUUGCCAAGUAUAAACUUUAUGAAGGUAAUGACGAGUUGACAGAAGAAAUCAUUGAGCAAAUUAAAAUUGCAAAGACAAAAGAUCCAGAUAACCUACGUAUGUUAGCUAUCUACUGGAAUGCUUUGGCAAAAGUUGGCAGAAAGACAGAGGAGACUGUGAGAGAGGUUCAUGACCUAGCUCAGCAGCUGAAACCAGAUCUUGACGGCCUUGGAGACAUUCUUCACUUCUUACGUUUCCAUGAUUCUCUGAAUUCAGCCUUACAAGUUGCAGAGGAGAUAGGCAUCCUGGACCUGCUGUAA
Molecule: messenger RNA, 903 nt
Organism: Alosa sapidissima (American shad)
Lineage: Eukaryota; Metazoa; Chordata; Actinopteri; Clupeiformes; Clupeidae
Product: interferon-induced protein with tetratricopeptide repeats 5-like
Exons: 3
Coding region: 67-903 (278 amino acids)
Biological process (GO): defense response to virus
Cellular component (GO): cytosol
Molecular function (GO): protein binding
Source: RefSeq, a predicted model, not a curated record